AGGUAAGGCAGACACACUCAACUGAGCAUCUGCUGAGAACAACAAUAACAAGAGGCUGCGAGACAAACUUUCAACUGCCACCAUGAAGGCCACACUUGCCACCGUCGCUCUCUUCGUCCUUGCUCUCAGCCUGACCUGCGAGGCGGUGCAAGUUGAAGAAAAUGGAUUGUCCUUCUCCCUGGAAGCCAUCAAGAGGCUUAAAGAGCUGAUGGAGAGCAGAACCGUGGCCAUGACAGGACAGCACAGCCCCCGGCUGAAGUCGAGCACCAUGUCCAUGUGUAUGGAGCCCAUGCUCCCGCAGGAGCUCCUGACGCUCUGCAAGCAGAGAGGCGCAUCUGCAUCCUUUCUCAGAUUAGCUGCGGUUCCUCUUGACGUCUGUGAGAUCUGCGCGUUUGCUGCCUGCACUGGUUGCUAAGUGCACACCGGAAGCCAGAAACACCUUUUGGGCUUAAGACCGGUGAUUUUUCGGUUGUUGUUUUUUUUUUCGUUUUUCAUCCCCCUUCAAAACUUUUUCCAGCAAAUGCUAAGACAUGUUUAACCGCAGAGAUGAGGUGAUGAUUUUAUACCUCGUGCCUAAAUAUCCAAAACCAAAAAUGAAGGCAUGUUUAGCAAACUGUUACUUUGAACCAUUUCUACCCUCUUAUUUUUCUGCAGACAGCUUUUUACCAUUCAUAUUAUUUCUGGAUUUUAUGAUGUUUGUUACAUUUUUCUUACCUUGCUUUAUUAUUUAAAGAUAUGUAUUCUUUUCUACUUUUCUUCUUUUUUACUAUUAUUUUAAAUAAAAGUCAUCACUCAUAAA
Molecule: messenger RNA, 799 nt
Organism: Cololabis saira (Pacific saury)
Lineage: Eukaryota; Metazoa; Chordata; Actinopteri; Beloniformes; Belonidae
Product: guanylin-like
Exons: 3
Coding region: 83-415 (110 amino acids)
Cellular component (GO): extracellular region
Molecular function (GO): guanylate cyclase activator activity
Source: RefSeq, a predicted model, not a curated record